AUGGCCGACCACGUCGACAUAUUCCUGCUCUUCAGCGUCGGAAUAGCCUCCCUUCGCCUCCCAAACUUGAACAUGCCCAUUGGUGUCUUCUUUCUCUUCUUCUUUUCUUCUUCUUCUUCUUCUUCUUCUUCUUCUAGUCCUGUCUUUUUCUUCUUCUUCUUUGAUAGACUGUCUCUUCUUCUUCUUCUUCUUCUUCUUUGCUGUCUGUUUUUCUUCUUUUUUUCUUCUUCUGGGUCUACUGGUCUCUUACAAACUUCUUUUUUUCUUCCUUCUUUUCUUCUUCUUCUUCUUUGCUGUCUCUUACAACCUUCUUCUUUUUCUUCUUUUCUUCUUUUUCUUCUCUCUUCUUUUUCUUCUUCUUCUUCUUCUUCUUCUGCUGUCUCUUCCUCUUCUUCUUCUUUUUUUCUUCUAGGUCUACUGUCUCUUCUUUUCUUCUUCUUCUUCUUCUUCUUCUAUGUCUGCUGUCUCUUACAACCUUCUUCUUCUUCUUCUUCUUCUUCUUCUUCUAGGUCUACUGUCUCUUACAAUCUUCUUUUCUUCUUCUUCUUCUUCUUCUUCUUCUUCUUCUUCUUCUUCUUCUUCUUCCAGGUGUGCUGUCCCCUUAGCCUUCUCUCUCUUCUGCUUCUGUUCCAGCAACUAAAUAAAGCCUGA
This is a messenger RNA of Acanthosepion pharaonis, 651 nucleotides long. The record is from the annotation of a GenBank genome assembly. Lineage: Eukaryota; Metazoa; Mollusca; Cephalopoda; Sepiida; Sepiidae.